Molecule: messenger RNA, 191 nt
Organism: Racocetra persica
Lineage: Eukaryota; Fungi; Glomeromycota; Glomeromycetes; Diversisporales; Gigasporaceae
Source: the annotation of a GenBank genome assembly
AAAAUUCUAAACCAAAUUUGGAAAUAUCUUCAAGAUUGCUAAAAAAUUCUGUACCAAAUUUAAAAACAUCUUCAAGAAUGAUUUCACAAUCAGAAUAUUUACAACCUGAAGAAGCUGUUGAAGAACAAGCUUAUAUUAACAAAAAUAUGCUAGUUCAAAAUCAUUCCUUCUUUGCAACUAACAAAUAUUAA